AUGCGGUGGCGGCUGCCGGGCGCCCGUUCGACCCUCCCCGCCAGUGUCGCCCUCCUUCUCCUGCCAGCCCUGGUCGCUCCGCAGCAGCAACCAGAUGACACCAUCUCCCGCCUCUCCGUGCCCCUAGCACAAGAGUCAUCCACACAACAUGCAGCUCCCGUAGCUGCACCCCCCAUCGUGAAACCCAACGAUGCGAGCGCCCUUGCUACUCUGGCUCUGGCAGGCUCCGGCCGCGCCGUUCGAGCCCCUCCUGUCCAGGCCAGCAGCACAGCUGCAGGUCUGGCUUCGCAGCUUCACGCGCGGUCCUUGCAGGACUGGGAGGUUGAGGAUUUUGUGCUACUGGCGACCGUCGACGGAACCAUUCACGCCCGUGAUCGCAAGACCGGGACUGCGCGCUGGGCCCUGGAGGUUUCUAGCAGUCCUGUUGUUGAAAGCAUCUACCAUCGUGCGAACCGUUCCUCUUUUGACGAUACCGAGCCCGAAGACGAUUUCUUGUGGAUUGUUGAGCCUAGCCAGGAUGGCAGCCUCUAUAUCUACAGUCCCGGCCCGGACGCCGGUUUGCAGAAACUCGGCUUGACUGUUAAACAGCUUGUCGAUGAAACUCCGUAUUCCGGCAUUGAUCCUGCCGUGACUUAUACUGCCCGGAAAGAAACUACGCUGUAUACAAUUGAUGCCCGCACUGGCAGCAUUCUAAGGGUGUUCAGCUCUCGUGGGCCCAUUACUUCUGGGCCGGAAUGUCGGAAGGUCGAUGGACAAGAUGUGGAUCCUGAGGAGUGCGAGUCGUCUUCAGGUACUUUGGUGCUGGGUCGGGUUGAAUAUGCCGUCGCUAUCCAGAAUACUGAGACGGGUGACCCAAUCUGCACAUUGAAAUACUCCGAGUGGGCACCGAACAAUCGCGAUAUGGACCUCCAGAGCCAAUACUAUCGCACCAUGGACCAAAGCCACAUUUAUAGCAUGCAUGACGGCGUUGUACUGGGAUUCGACCAUUCGCAGAUGGAUCGACCUCGUUAUACCCAGCGUUUCUCGUCGCCGGUGGCUCGUGUCUUUGAUGUGGUUCGUCCUUCCCACAAAGAUAGACCAGACGCCUCCACUCCGCUUGUCCUUCUAUCACAGCCCCUUCAGCCGCCGGACCCAGAUUACGGUUCGCUCGACGAUGACCGGGAUAUGCGUGUGUUCAUCGAUUGCACUGAGGCAGGUGGCUGGUACGCCUUUUCUGAGGAAACCUAUCCUCUGGCCACAGGCCGCGCCCCAAUGGCUUCAUGCUAUGACAAAGACUUCUUCCGCAGGGGCCAGGCGCUCAUGAGUCUGACUCCACAUCAACAGCGAAAUGCGUUGGCGGGUGUCCAUUCACUCAAUGGUCCUCGUGUCAUCCGUUCUCCCAUGCCCAGAAUCGCUGGGUCAUCCACCUCUGAGCUGUCAAAUGACACUCCCCGGGAGGCUUUACGUAGCCCCUCUGAGCUGGCCUUACCUCCGGCUCUUCGCAAUAGCGCAAUCAUCCGCAAGAGCUGGGACAAUGCAUUGGACAUCGUCGUCACUUUGAUUCUAUUGUUCAUCUGCACCUUCAUUUACUUCAACUCUCAUCAUCUUCGAGACUUGGCCAAACAAAAGCUUGACAUCAAAAACAUCAUCAACUCAAAUGACAAGGCGUCUCUAUCAACGCCGUCCACUCCUCUUGUCGGUGCCUCUCCGGAUCUCAAGCGCCCAUCCACACCUUCACAGCAAGUCCCCAAUGUGACUGUCAAUUUGGAUAUGGAUGGCUCGACACCAAACGGAGACGCUAGCAAACAACCCUCCGGAAGCCACAUUUCCCCAGACUCAACUCCUCGUGUUAAGAUUCGUGAGCCAUCUCGCGGUCCUGACGACGAAGAAGGUGACGAGAAUGAGAAGCCUAAGAAGAAAGGCCGCGCUCGUGGUUCUCGUGGUGGAAAGUCCCACCGUCGGCGCAGAAAGCCCGGCAGUGAAGGUGACACUGCCGAAGUUGCUGAGCAGGUCAUUGAGCAAGUUAAUACCUUGGCUCCCCAGUCUCGACUUGAGCCUGAUGUUCAGAUGACUCGUCAAGUCUCAAACGAGAUCAUGGAGAUGGAUGGCGUUAUCCGCAUUGGUCGCCUUCAGGUGUUCACGGACGUUGUUCUAGGCUUUGGUAGCCAUGGGACUGUGGUCUACCGCGGUUCCUUUGAUGGACGUGAUGUGGCGGUUAAGCGUAUGUUGAUGGAAUUUUAUGAUAUUGCAUCCCACGAAGUGGGCUUGUUACAAGAAAGUGAUGACCACCAUAACGUGAUCCGGUACUUCUGUCGUGAGCAAGCCACCGGAUUCUUGUACAUUGGUCUCGAGCUUUGUCCCGCAUCUCUCCAGGAUGUGAUUGAGCGUCCUGCUGAGUACCCAGAACUAGUCCAAAAUGGCCUGGAUAUGCCAGAUGUACUGCGCCAGAUCACUCAGGGUGUUCGUUACUUGCAUUCUCUGAAGAUCGUCCACCGUGAUCUUAAGCCGCAGAACAUUCUCGUGGCUAUGCCUCGUGGUCGCAGCAUCACCCGCUCAUUGCGGCUCCUCAUCUCGGAUUUCGGUCUGUGCAAGAAACUGGAGGACAACCAGAGUUCGUUCCGGGCGACUACGGCCCACGCUGCUGGAACUUCUGGCUGGCGUGCUCCUGAGCUCCUGGUAGACGAUGACGGUCCAAUGUCUCUCGCCUCACAGCACACCGAGUCUUCGGAGCCUGCUGUUGUAGAUCCUCAGACAAACCGUCGUGCUACCCGUGCCAUUGACAUCUUCUCCUUGGGCUGCGUCUUUUACUACGUCUUGACUCGUGGCAGCCACCCAUUCGACAAGAAUGGCAAGUUCAUGCGUGAGGCGAACAUCGUCAAAGGCCAAUUUGAUCUGGAGGAAUUGAACCGUCUGGGUGAUUACGCCUUCGAAGCAGAUGAUCUCAUUCGGUCCAUGUUGUCUCUCGACCCCCGUCAACGACCUGACGCCAGCGCUGUCCUAAUGCACCCCUUCUUCUGGCCCCCAUCCGACCGCCUGAGCUUCCUCUGCGACGUAUCAGAUCACUUCGAAUUCGAGCCCCGCGACCCACCGUCAGACGCUCUCCUCUGUCUGGAAUCCGUCGCUAGGCGGGUCAUGGGCCCUGAGAUGGAUUUCUUGCGUUUACUGCCAAGGGACUUCAAAGACAAUCUCGGCAAGCAGCGCAAGUAUACCGGGUCGCGCAUGCUUGAUCUCCUUCGCGCUCUCCGUAACAAGCGCAAUCACUAUAAUGAUAUGCCUGAGUAUCUUAAGGCUCAUAUUGGUGGUUUACCGGAGGGAUAUCUUAAUUUCUGGACUGUUCGCUUCCCGAGUUUGUUGAUGAGUUGUCACUCGGUUAUUGUUGAGCUGGAUUUGACUCGCAUUGAUCGGUUCCAGAGGUAUUUUGUGCCGCCUGAGUAG
Molecule: messenger RNA, 3414 nt
Organism: Penicillium canescens
Lineage: Eukaryota; Fungi; Ascomycota; Eurotiomycetes; Eurotiales; Aspergillaceae
Gene: ireA
Product: bifunctional endoribonuclease/protein kinase IRE1
Exons: 1
Coding region: 1-3414 (1137 amino acids)
Biological process (GO): protein phosphorylation; mRNA processing; IRE1-mediated unfolded protein response
Cellular component (GO): IRE1-TRAF2-ASK1 complex
Molecular function (GO): ATP binding; protein serine/threonine kinase activity; RNA endonuclease activity
Source: RefSeq, a predicted model, not a curated record